Molecule: messenger RNA, 3448 nt
Organism: Cladophialophora immunda
Lineage: Eukaryota; Fungi; Ascomycota; Eurotiomycetes; Chaetothyriales; Herpotrichiellaceae
Exons: 5
Coding region: 455-2869 (804 amino acids)
Biological process (GO): regulation of DNA-templated transcription; DNA-templated transcription
Molecular function (GO): zinc ion binding; DNA-binding transcription factor activity, RNA polymerase II-specific; DNA binding
Source: RefSeq, a predicted model, not a curated record
GAAAAAUGUGGCAUCCGCUUGCCAUGUCUGCAGUUCCAGAAAGAGCAGUAACUCAGCAUCAGAUGGUACUUUCCCUUCCCAGCACAGGCCUUUGCUAGUAUCAUCCUAAGUGCUCAUCCGCCAUGCCGCAGAGUUUUUGACCCUUGUCUAUCCAGACUCGUUUGGUCUGCUGCCCCGACAAUCGCCCUCGCAUGACGCUAAGCCAGACCUUGCCUCCCAUGCCCGCCCUCUGUAUGAAAAAAUAUCCUAGCUCUCCAGACACCGGACAGGGGUGGCACUUUUGCUGACGGACCUCUCUCCAAUUCUGAUUCUGAUCUCGUGAGGAGAAAGCCAUUCAAAGUCCCUCAUCGCCCUACGAGGCUUUGAUCAUGAACUCAACUUGAUUCUUGGACCGUUUCUCUGCCCUCCAACUCUCACAAACCCCAUCGAAUUUCCUGUCCGUCUACAUCCAAACAUGCCUACCGAAGUCGAGCAAAAACCAAAAUCCAAACACCGCAAGUCCACGUGCGCUGGCUGCCGUAGAAGAAAGUCGAAAUGCGACGGGAAAACACCCAAAUGCACCACGUGUAUCGCAUACAAGGACGACUGUCACUACGACAAGCCGCCCUCACUCGCAUACGUGCGAUCGUUAGAGGAGGAAAUCCAGGAACUAAAAGCGCAACUGCGACAAGCCAAGACCCAAGUUUGGCUAAGUAGGGCCGGGUCUCACGAUGACAAGAAGCUCCCCUCAGCAUCACCCGCCAGCGAAACAGCCGGAUCUCAAAGUUCAGGUCAAGCUCUGGCACAUCGAAAUCGACAUGUCAAGUGGGAAGCCGACAUUAGCGUGGACGACACCGGAAGUGUAACAUUCCACAACUCAACAUCUCCCAUCCAUGAGCCACCCUCAAGUCAGCGCCAUCACCCGCCGAUAACAGCCCAUCUCAAUUACAGCGGGAAUCUUCACGAAGACCAGCGUGUGAAGCGCGAUCUGAUUCUAAAUGCUACUCACCAGAGACAGAUUGAACCUUUCGCAAUCGCAAAUGGCGCCGCAAAGACAAAUGUCCCCAAGGAAAUUUCACAUGAAUUGCUCAAGUACCAUUGGUGCUGGCAACAUCCUUUGUUUCUGUUUGUGUACAGGCCGGCAUUUACGAGAGGAAUGGCAAUGGUGGAUCUAAAUACUCCAGGUGCUCAAGAUCCACCGUACUUUUCAGAAUCCCUGCUGAAGGUCAUACACGCUCAUUGUGCCAGAUUUCUGAAUCACGACGUCUACCAGGACCAAUAUCACAGUGUACUGAGCCAGCACAGCCCCAUGGGAAGCUCGAUGAGCGCCGGAGAGUUCAUGCAAAAAAUGACAGACGAAGCGCGAUUCGGUUUGGGCAUGGACAUGCUGAGGAACAGCUCUAUUCCAACCAUUCAGGCCCUCCUGCAACAGUCCGCCAGAGAAGUCAUGUUUGGGAGAUCUUCGCAAGCAUGGACAUUCUCAGGUGUGGCGUUUCGCAUGGCCUUGGACAUGGGCAUUCAUCUCCCCAGCGAUAAACUUCAGGCAUUCGUGAAAAGCCUGACACCGGAAGACAUCGAAAUUCGAAAGCGGUUGUUCUGGAGUUGCUACACCUGGGAUAAAAUUCUGUCGCUGUAUCUUGGGCGGAUGCCCGGUUUCACCCCAGCGACCGAGGAAAUUCCCCUCACAUUCAUGGACGACUACAGUGAUAGUGAUCUCUGGGCCCCGUACUACGGAGAGACGCCCACGCCUGAGCUCGCGAAUGCCCCCAAUUACCCCCCUUGUCCUGGCUAUGUGGUCUCAUGCUUCCGGCAGCUGUGCAAGAUUUGCGUCAUUCUCAACGAUCUGAUGCACAGCAUCUAUUCCUCUGAGGCGGCCGCUCGUCGUGAGAUGGAAGAGGAAGAUCAUUCAGCAGAGGCCAAGGCAGCUAGCGAAGCACCUUUUGUGAGAAUUUCGCGCGAUCUACGGGACUGGCUUAUCUCUUUGCCUCCUCAUCUACGAAUCAACCCCGACCAAAUGCCAUCUCUAGCACCGCCAGUGCAUAUCAUGUCACUGAAUCUGCUUUACCAUACCACGGUGAUCCUUCUACACCGCCCGGUUGUGCUUGGUGCACGAGACAUGAGCGCACCAGGACCCGCGCGCUCAUGGCAAAUGUGCAUCCAAGCAACAGGUGCUAUCCAUGAUUUGAUCAUGCUGCAAGCAAAUACUUUCGGUCUUAAUCACGUCUCCUACCUCAAUGCCUACAGCGUUUACAUUGCCGCAACAAUCGCCGUCCUGCGUUUUGAAAGAGAAUACCAACCGGGCGAGGAUCCCACGGUAGCAGCACAGAAGAAUGGAUUGAGCUUCCUCUUGGAGGUCUUGCAAAAGACCUCAAGUACCAUGCCCGCUUUGGAGCGCAGCAACGCCAUCAUCCGAAAGAGAAUGAAGGCCGCCUUGGAUCGCCAGAAGGCCCAGCAAAGUCAGGUUAGGAGGACUUAUUCGAAUGGAUCAACCCCGCCCAACGCUAAAUUCAGUAUUCCAACCCCGACGAGUCAUCAAAUGGAUCUCGCGCAGCCGACUGCAUUCCAAGCACUUUCAAAUCCGGCUUUGGUGCAUGGAGCCUACUCACAACCUGACACACCCGGCUCUUUCGUCGCGCCCAUGCAAUGGCAAUCAGGGAUGAGAAGCAGCCUCUACUCCGAACCCGCUCACGGAUCGGAAGACUUCUUGCCAGCUUUUCCUGGACAACAGUUUCCGGUAGGCUCUGAGCACAGCUUUGGCAGCAACGAAGUCGACCCUCAUGCAAGGACUGCACUGUUAGGUUACAAUCUCGAUCCACAUCCCAGGUUGAGUACGGGAGAUAUUGAUUGGAAUUUUAUGGACACUUUUGAAGGCCAGUCAGUCCAUAUGUGACUAGCCGGUCAACAUCAAAGGAUCCAAUACGAGUUCUCAACAGAUUUUUACGCAGAAUGGACAGAUUAUUGAGGGAGGCAAAGCUUUUGGCGUCGUUAUUUCGACAAUUCUUCCAGCGAACACACUUUGUGCAGACAAUUCGGCUGCUCCCCCAUUACGCAUAUUGGGCAACGACAGGCGACGAUGAAACGACAGUUUGGAUUUUUGAGCCUUUACGAGCAGUUCUUUUUGGCGGGUUCUAGACAGUUGCUGGGAAAAGCUUGGGAAGGACAUGGUGAGAGGGAAAAAGUCUAUUGCUAUCCCUGUGACUAUUCAAGAAUCCGUCUACAGUUCACGCAGCGGGAGGGAAGGGUUGCAAUUUGCGAGGGGCAUCGCAUCAUGAAGGCUUCGUUUGGAAUGGGAAUUUUGCUCAGCAUUGACACGGUCGUUUCUCUUAUGAUGCCCCGGGACUGAUUCCAACCACGUUCAGUUGUUGUUUUUGUUCACACGCAGUACAUACAUAGAUUCCGUUAAUUGUUCAAGUCUUUGCGCUUCCUGAAAGUUGAGGCAUAGCGACAGGAGCUGAGCAGCAAACUACAC